ACAUCGUGCCCGUUGCGCUCCCGCCAUGAGGUCCCUCCUCUGCCUGCUCCUGGUUCUCAUCUCCCUUUCACUCGUGUGUCAUGCGGCGCACAACAAGGCGUGCGACAUGAAGAAGGACGCCGGAGACUGCGAGGAGGCCUCCACCAAGUGGUUCUACGACAGCAAACUCAACAAGUGCCGACUCUUCGUCUAUGGGGGCUGCGGCGGCAACGACAACCGGUUCGACACAGAGGCCAAGUGCCGGGCGCAGUGCGUCCAUUCCCCGAAGGCGAGCUCGGAACCAGGGCGACAGCAGAGCAAGCGACACUGACGGCAACGGCGGUCCUCGGUCGGUGCGACUCAUUAAAGUGACUCCACUGGUCAA
Ixodes scapularis (black-legged tick) is the source of this 364-nucleotide messenger RNA. RefSeq names its product hemolymph trypsin inhibitor B. Gene Ontology annotation, molecular function: serine-type endopeptidase inhibitor activity. The transcript has 3 exons. NCBI's taxonomy places the organism in Eukaryota, Metazoa, Arthropoda, Arachnida, Ixodida, Ixodidae. The coding region runs from base 26 to 310 and encodes 94 amino acids. The record is from RefSeq and is a predicted model, not a curated record.